Messenger RNA from Danaus chrysippus (African queen), 477 nucleotides. NCBI's taxonomy places the organism in Eukaryota, Metazoa, Arthropoda, Insecta, Lepidoptera, Nymphalidae. The record is from the annotation of a GenBank genome assembly.
AUGAGCGGAAAAUCGUUGGCGCUGUUUAAAAGUCAGAUUGACGACCAGGAGAAGAGUCGCACGCCGUUGUUAACACUUCGUCUAGUGACGCUGGUAAUUGUGGUUGCGAUGCUGACAUCUCAUCUGCGGUCAAUGAGAGUAUUCCGAUGGGAACACUCGGUAACAGGCGGUAUACUGGUCACUUAUACCAUCGGGAUACUGGGACUAGCUUUAUGUGCUGCUGUCAAUACUUGCAAGAGUUUGGCCUUUCAGGCUUAUUUAAGUGGAACCGGUUCGGUCUUGAUGGCAGUUAAUGCUGUCGUAAUAUAUCGUCGUUGGCGACAUUCUGGUGACCUGACUCGAGUGGUGGCCGAACUACUCCAAGCUUUAGGAGUCCAGCUAAAAAGACAGGUGAUCAUUAAAAUAUCACUCAGCACCGCAGCAGCUAUCCUAUUAUUAAUAGACCUCUUUGUAGCCCCGUUUGUGAUGAAUAAAUGA